AUGGCGACCGCAACGCUUGUUCGGAACGCCCCCUUGGCGUUAGGUAUUCACAACCGUGAGCCGAACGGCGCAUUCCCGUUGCCCGAACAAACCUUCAACCUGCACGAGGCCAUCUAUCUCGCAGGACUGUGCCGAGCCGCGCUCACUACUCUCGGAUCGACGGACGCGACAGACUUCAGUAAGUUCUGGCAAGGCAUCAUUUGCGCCUCCUCUUCUUUGGAACUUAUAGCUUACCGCCUGAUAGAUCCCUUGACGCCAUAUACCGUGGAAGAGAUCCUUCAGCUCCCGCUAAACACCCUCCGUAUAGACGAUGAGCUUCACUCACUUCCCCGGCGAAAGACAGCCCGGGCAGCCUUGGCCUUUGGCAUUGCCUCUCUGCUGUACCCAUGCCACGAGGGUUCAUUGAGCUCAGUCAUCAGAUACGAGGAAGACCGCAGCAAGCUUCGGGCAUGGGCCGCCCUACAGCGCCAGUACGACACCCUAGUAUCAACGCAGCGCCAUGGCCGUACCGGCAACGGUAUUGUCGGCGCUGGCCCCGGUGUCGGCGCCCCGGCCUGGACCGCUCGCAUUCUCGCGCAGGGGCCUUGGGAUCCUACCAAAUUCGAUGUAUCUACAGAUGGCGCUCCGGCCUUACCGAUGCCUGUUACUGUCGCUGAAGCCGAGACGCUCAGCCCCUUCUUUGAUCACUUGGCCUCUGGAGGGACACAUGAUGGCGCCGCUGCUGGAGGAGGGAAUCCCGACGCGGGCGCGCCCCUGGACGAGGGCUACGGGGAGCCUCACUAUGGCGUUGCCGGAAUUGAAUUCACCAGAGGCGUCGUCUACGAGGACCAGCGUAUGGACCUCUGCAAACAGGUUGUAGGCCCGGACCAUAUUGGGCGACUCAUGGACAGCUUGCGGACCAACACGUUCAUCAAGCACUUUCUGCUAGGGAAUAACAUCAUCGGCCCUGUGGGGGCCCGUGAGAUUGCCCGGUUCGUUGACGAGUUUCCCGACCGGAUGGAUACUUGGUACCUGGCCGGCAAUUGCAUCGACGGACCUAGCUUCAGCAUACUCACGGAUUCAAUGGUCAAGUCGCCGGCCGUCACCAACAUGUGGUUCAAGCGGAACCCGCUCGGCCGUGGUGCUGCCCAUGAUAUAUUCAGGCUCAUCACGCGGACAAAUCUUCGGACAUUGGAUCUCGACCAGACAGAGCUCGGUGACCAGGGCGUCGCAGAGCUCUUUACUCUCCUCGCGAAGCAUGUACCGACCAACGGAGGCAGGAUACCGCUGCAGCACAUCUACCUCAACGGCCUCGGUAUCUCCGUUGCAGGUGCAUCGGCGAUAGGUUCGUUCUUGGCCUCGCCGCAUUGCCAGCUCCAGUCAUUAUACAUGUCAUGCAACCCCCUGGGAGACGAUGGUGCGGAGGCACUGGCUGGGGCCAUGGGCAAGGCGACAUCGCCUUCGCUCGCGCGGCUUUGCCUGCAGUCCACCGGCUUGAACUCACGAGGAAUGAGAGCACUCUGCGCAGUUCUGAAAACCUGGGCAGGCUUCCGCCUGCUGGACGUCAGCCAGGCAGUGGCGACUCAAGACCUCCGCCAGGCCUAUAACUAUAUCGACGGCGCCGCCGUUCCGGCGAUUCUCGAGCUCGUCGAUGCCGGGCAGCUGAACUACCUCGAUCUUGGCCACACCGCCAUCAAACCGAGCGAUCUACGCACCAUCGCUUCCGCUGUGGCGCAGAGCCCGUCGCUCUUGUUCUACUCGUCAUUCUCGAUCCUCCCAGAGGAGGACCCGAAAAUGAAGGUCGCAGAGGCGAAGAAGCUCAGGUUGGAGCGAGAACAGCUGCAGGCCCGUCUGCGUGCGCGACUCGAGUCCAAUGUCCGCAAGGCAUAUGGCGACGAGCAGAUGACCUAUAUGCGCUUUGUGGACAACGAGAGGCGGUGGCUCGUCAGUGACAAGACGGACGUCCGCAAGAUCGAUUCUGUGUAUAGGAAUCGCGACGCUGGGCUUGCACGACGGAAGUUGAAGACACUGGUCAAAGAAUGGGACGAUGAUGAUGACACAUUGGAGAGAGUCAUGAAGGCGCAUGGCCCUUUUUGCACCCUUCGUCAGAAGUAG
Molecule: messenger RNA, 2094 nt
Organism: Thyridium curvatum
Lineage: Eukaryota; Fungi; Ascomycota; Sordariomycetes; Thyridiales; Thyridiaceae
Exons: 1
Coding region: 1-2094 (697 amino acids)
Molecular function (GO): protein binding
Source: RefSeq, a predicted model, not a curated record